GCUCUCUUCCCCAUUAUGGAUAAUUCUAAAUCAAAUGCUGUCGCGGUUAACGUAGUGAACGGACAUUCUAAAAGUGAUGAAGCUUCGGUAACCGAAUCCACCGUAGAGUCACCUGUGUUUUGCUGCGGCUGUCUGAGGCGGAUCAGAGGCUGGAUCCCCGUGCAUUAUAAAGAAGAGAUUGGCCAAAUUCUGAAACUAACGGGACCGGUGGUUAUAUCCCAGCUGAUGAUCUUUCUGAUCAGUUUUGUCAGCACCGUGUUCUGUGGUCACCUGGGGAAGACUGAGCUGGCUGGGGUGGCACUGGCUAUAGCGGUGAUCAAUGUCACCGGCCUCUCCAUUGGCUCUGGCCUGGCAUCAGCCUGUGACACUCUCAUAUCUCAGACAUUUGGCAGUGGUAAUAUGAAUCGUGUUGGCAUGAUUCUACAAAGGGUUCUGAUUCUGCUCCUGGCCUGCUUCCCCUGCUGGGCUCUCCUCAUCAACACUGAACCCAUCCUAUUGGCUGUUAAACAGAGCCCGGAGGUCGCCAGGCUCUCCCAGCUGUAUGUGAUGAUCUUCAUGCCAGCCUUGCCGGCUGCCUUCAUGUUCCUGCUGCAGGGGAAAUAUCUGCAGAAUCAGGGUAUCAUCUGGCCUACCGUGCUAGUAGGAGUGGUGGGGAACAUUCUCAAUGCUCUCAUCAACUACAUCUUCCUCUAUGUGCUGGACCUGGGCGUAGCUGGUUCUGCUGCAGCCAACUCCAUCUCCCAGUACUCCCUGGCUGUCUUUCUCUACUGCUAUAUUGUCUGGCAGGGUCUGCACAAGGCCACCUGGGAAGGUUGGUCAGCUGACUGCCUGCAGGAGUGGGGUCAGUUCAUCACACUGGCCAUCCCAAGUAUGCUAAUGCUGUGUCUGGAAUGGUGGACCUAUGAGAUCGGCGGUUUCCUGGCAGGUCUUAUCAGUGAGGUGGAGUUGGGGGCUCAGUCUGUUGUCUAUCAGCUAGCUGUCAUCACCUACAUGUUUCCUCUUGGAUUCUCAGUAGCAGCCAGUGUGAGGGUGGGCAACGCUCUGGGUUCAGGGAACACAGAACAGGCCAAGCUGUCUGGGAAGGUUGCCUCCAUCUGUGCAUUCAUCGUCUCGUGUUUUGUCAGUACGUUUGUCCUCGUGACUAAAGACGUGAUCGGGUACAUCUUUACCACAGAACAGGACAUUGUGAAGAGGGUGGCUGACAUCAUGAUCCUGUAUGGCUUCUUCCAUCUGGCAGACACCUUCGUGGGUGUAAUGGGCGGAGUCGUGCGUGGAGCAGGAAAGCAGAAGAUUGGAGCGUUGUGUAAUCUGGUUGGCUACUACUUCAUUGGCUUCCCCAUCGGAGUCUCCCUCAUGUUCCCUAACAACAUGGGCAUUAUAGGUUUGUGGAUAGGCCUGUUCACCUGUGUGUUAAUCCAGUCCUUGUUCUUGGUAGUUCUGCUGUGUAAACUGGACUGGAAAAAAGCCAGUCAAGAGGCUCUGGUGAGGGCAGGAGUCCAGCUCCCUGAAAGGAAAGAAGAGCAGUUUGGACUGGAGAAGAGAGGCUGGUCGGAGCGGUCCCCACCCAGCGACGAGAGCCCUGGGGAGGGGAAGACGGACGUGGAGGGGCUGGGUGGGGACAGGGGGGAAGGAGGGGGGGAGUUAGAGGCGGGGCCGGUGGUCAGUACGGUGAGGUUGACUGUCAGACAGCUGGUGAUCCGUCGUGGGCUAGUUGUCAUCCUCAUGUUCCUCAUCCUCACCGCUGGAAUCAUCCUCAGUGAACUGCUCACCAGCCUGCUGCUCGGAUAAACUGAGCCAAAGAGAUUACCCACAGCCACAUAUACAGUACAGGAGGUUACGACAGCCACAUAUACAGUACAGGAGGUUACGACAGCCACAUAUACAGUACAGGAGGUUACUACAGCCACAUAUACAGUACAGGAGGUUACUACAGCCACAUAUACAGUACAGGAGGUUACUACAGCCACAUAUACAGUACAGGAGGUUACGACAGCCACAUAUACAGUACAGGAGGUUACUACAGCCACAUAUACAGUACAGGAGGUUACGACAGCCACAUAUACAGUACAGGAGGUUACUACAGCCACAUAUACAGUACAGGAGGUUACUACAGCCACAUAUACAGUACAGGAGGUUACUACAGCCACAUAUACAGUACAGGAGGUUACCCACAGUACAGGAGGUUACCACAGCCACAUAUACAGUACAGGAGGUUACUACAGCCACAUAUACAGUACAGGAGGUUACCCACAGUACAGGAGGUUACCACAGCCACAUAUACAGUACAGGAGGUUACACAGCCACAUAUACAGUACAGGAGGUUACUACAGCCACAUAUACAGUACAGGAGGUUACCACAGCCGCAUAUACAGGAGGUUACCACAGCCACAUAUACAGGAGGUUACCACAGCCACAUAUACAAUACAGGAGGUUACCACAGCCACAUAUACAGUACAGGAGGUUACCCACAGCCACAUAUACAGUACAGGAGGUUACCCACAGCCACAUAUACAGUACAGGAGGUUACCCACAGCCACAUAUACAGUACAGGAGGUUACUACAGCCACAUAUACAGGAGGUUAGUACAGCCACAUAUACAGGAGAUUACUACAGCCACAUAUACAGUAGAGGAGGUUACUACAGCCACAUAUACAGUACAGGAGGUUACUACAGCCACAUAUACAGUACAGGAGGUUACUACAGCCACAUAUACAGGAGGUUAGUACAGCCACAUAUACAGGAGAUUACUACAGCCACAUAUACAGUACAGGAGGUUACCCACAGCCACAUAUACAGUACAGGAGGUUACCCACAGCCACAUAUACAGGAGGUUACAGUCAACCACAUAUACAGUAGAGGAGGUUACUACAGCCACAUAUACAGUACAGGAGGUUACUACAGCCACAUAUACAGGAGGUUACAGUCAACCACAUAUACAGUACAGGAGCCAUAUGUAUUUAAACCAAAGAUGGUACUCACACAGCCAUACAGGAGUUACUGUAUGACCCAAAGGGUUCACUGCUGUGGACAUUUAAUCAUGGACAAAAGAAGGGAAUGAUCACUAACCCAGAAGGCAACAUUUGGCACCUUAUGUCGUCUUAAUAAUGUAAUUUACUGGUUAUUAACUGGAUAAGAAUGUGUAUAGCCAGAUGACAACCCUGGUCUCUGUUACCAGUUAGACAUAUCUUGACAAGAUCAGGAUGGGAAGGAUUUUGAUUGUUAUCAGAUUACAGACAGAUGUAUUUUUCUGGUUGGUAAAAAGACGUUAACGAAACAAUGUGCUCUUCAUUAGAUAAUGUGUUCGGUAACAAAACUCUUUUUUUAAGGAGAUGUUUUUCUAGUGGCUACUAAUAACAACAAGUCUGUUGUGUUUUGAAGUGGAGCUGGUUCCCUAUUCUGCUUUUCACGUUCUGUCAUCAUUAAAUUAAAUCUGCAUAAA
Molecule: messenger RNA, 3439 nt
Organism: Oncorhynchus keta (chum salmon)
Lineage: Eukaryota; Metazoa; Chordata; Actinopteri; Salmoniformes; Salmonidae
Product: multidrug and toxin extrusion protein 1-like
Biological process (GO): xenobiotic detoxification by transmembrane export across the plasma membrane
Cellular component (GO): membrane
Molecular function (GO): xenobiotic transmembrane transporter activity; antiporter activity
Source: RefSeq, a predicted model, not a curated record